CGCCCGCGGGGAGCGCAGGGGUCGCGGCCGCGGGACGGCACCAUGCGGAGCUUGCGCGGCGCUCCGCCGCCGCCGGCGCUGCUGCCGCCGCCGCUGCUGCUGCUGCUGCUGCUGCUGCUGCUGGCCGCGGGGCGCGGGGCCGUCAUCACCGGGGCCUGCGACCGAGACCAGCAGUGCGGAGGAGGGAUGUGCUGUGCGGUUAGCCUGUGGAUCCGCAGCCUGCGAAUGUGCACGCCGAUGGGAAAUUUGGGAGAAGAGUGCCAUCCUUUGAGUCACCGAGUUCCCUUCUCCGGGCGGCGGAUGCACCACACCUGCCCGUGUCUCCCCAGCCUGGCCUGCGUACGGACUUCUCCCAGCAAAUUCAAAUGUUUACCACACUUCAGGAAAGAAGAUGUCUUUUUUUAGCAGGAGCUACUCUGCGCUAGAAAGAGUCCCUCAAUGUAUUCUUUUUCCUGUUAUUGUGACAAACAAGGUACUUGCCAGGGGAAACCCUUUCCCAUACUUUCCUGCCUCACCAACAUUAAAACUGAAGGUGAGAUACUGUGCUGUAGUGGCCAAGGUUUUCAGGAGGGACUGGCGGGGGGCAGAUGCUUUCAUUUUGGCGUGAGCAAAAUGACACCUGCUCAAGCAACACUGCUUUCUGAGGGCAGGAACCUAACGAUUUCUGAACGAUCUCGUGGUCUUCAUGGUUCCAGCCUAACCCCGGAAUGAAAACGUCCAAGAUUAUUGUAAGUGUUGGAAAAUUUUGGCCACGUUUUUACACUUUGGAAUGCUUGAAUUGAACAGAGUUCAAUAAUUGCAUAGUGUGGAGCAUAUGAUGAUUGCCAAAAAAAAAAUGUAUUUAUGUUAUGUUUCUUAUCUUUAUUUUUAUUUGUAUUUGUAAGUUAGGCGCAUCUCUAGGGUAAAAGUUUAACAAAUAGAUGUAGUUUUUACACUUUUUAAAAGUGGCAGGUGGAACCAAAGCAUUUCAAUAUUCACAGCAUUAAAAGAUUUGGGGUUUUUUAGUGUUCUAAGAUGAGAAGAAGCUGUCGUUACUUGAGUUGGUGUAAAACUACCUGAUCAUCUCAAACUAUGUAUUAAGAUGUAGUUUAUAUUAAAAAAGGAACACUGAAGAUUAUUGUAAUGGGCUGCCUGACUUCUUGUAUAUGUAUCAAAUUUGCUGUGUAA
This is a messenger RNA of Phalacrocorax carbo (great cormorant), 1167 nucleotides long. The record is from RefSeq and is a predicted model, not a curated record. NCBI's taxonomy places the organism in Eukaryota, Metazoa, Chordata, Aves, Suliformes, Phalacrocoracidae.